This is a messenger RNA of Hyalella azteca, 7942 nucleotides long. RefSeq lists its product as uncharacterized. The record is from RefSeq and is a predicted model, not a curated record. The transcript is spliced from 7 exons. NCBI's taxonomy places the organism in Eukaryota, Metazoa, Arthropoda, Malacostraca, Amphipoda, Hyalellidae. Bases 167 to 7942 code for a protein of 2591 amino acids.
CGGAAGAGACAAUUCCGGAAGUGAUGAGGCCGGAAGAGACAAUUCCAGAAGUGAUGAGGCCGGAAGUGACGAUCUCGGAAGAGACGAGGCCGGAAGUGACGCGGCCGGAAGAAACGAGGCCGAGAGAGACCCUACAAUUUCUUGCCUUUCAGCUUCUGGAGAGAACAUGGACGUCAGCAAGCCAAAUCCAGUCUUGCCAAGGAAUUGUGAUGGGUCGCGGGACCUGGAGCUCAUCGUCAAGGCGGUCCCAGAUUCAACUGAAGGAGCCGUCGAAGAUACCCCAUCUCGUUCCAUUCAUGGAAAGGAGCGUAGGAGUUAUUCAAAGCAGAAAAAGUCUCCUAAUCUCUCAAAAAGUUUCAGGAAUCUGAAGAAAUUCCCAUUGCCAGCUGGAGAACAUAACCCGGGCAAUGAAUCGACUUCAGUAAGGAAUCGAAGACCUCAAGUCCUUGAUACUAGCAAGCCUGUUAAUCUUACGUCUAAAUUCUCUGGCGAUAACGUGACAAAAUCUCGUUGCAAGGAAACUUCUGGAGCUAAUCUGGUGAAACGAUCUUCCGCCAACUACUGUACUAGUUCUAGCAAGUUCUCUAAUAUCAUCACUGCUGUUGAUAAAGAGUGCGUCCCGCAGCAAGCGAGAAAGGGAUCUCAUAGUGGCUUGUUAGAACAAGCAACCUGUGUCAAAUCGGAGAAACCCACGCCUGAUUUUAAAUCUACCUCAAAUAACGAAAAAGUUGAACGAAACAAAGAAUAUCUGAUAAGUUACCGUGAAACCAUAGAAAAGGUGUUAAGGAGAAAUUCAUCUCCUAGCCAUACCGCCCGAAAUAUGCUGAAAAUUUCCCAGAAGUGUGAAAUCGAGACAGCCGCAUCAUCACUGAAAUCGGAUCUUAGUCUAAAUUUAAAGAAACAGGCCCAAGAUGAAUCCACUACCUCUUCGUUAGUUAAAGGUGUAAGUGGUUGCGACCUAGUGCUGUCCUACGCAAAGCCUGGACCUAGUAGUGAAAGCGGUUAUGGAACUCCACAUGUUGAUUUAUGCGUGGUUAAAAGCGAAAUUGUUCCCAAGUUGGAAUUUUCAGCUUCAGCUAUAAAAAACAUUGAGAACUCUCGUGUCAGAGGAGUGAAAACCGAUUCUUCUGGCUAUCGUCCACCUACUAAAAGUAAGCAGAAAAUUUCUUCCAAGAUUCCCGUCUCCCCUCGCAUGACGUUCAAAGGGAAACUGGAAGAUAAGGUAUCUUGCAAGAGAGCCGUGAAAAGAAGAAAAAUUCAUGGGUUCACCAAAGCUUUGCCUCGGAAUGAACCUGGCAUAUCCAAAUUUGCCAACGAACCCAUCGAUAAAAGUGUUGACGUUAAUAAUACUGUACAACUACCUCGGGCAGUAGAUCAAAAUCAAGGCCCCUCGAAAGAAGGAACCUUUAUGGUUUCUCGUCAAGUCUUCAAGUCGCCUUUGUGUUCCUCUCAUGAAUUGAGUGACAUUAAAAGUAUCGACGAUUCUCAGGUCAGUCAAGAAGCUAAAGCUGUUCAGAUAGAUGAAACAAAAAGUGAUUCACCUGAUGUCAGCUGUUGCUCCUCUGCUCCUAAUAGCGCCGUCCAACAUUCCUUACAAGCUAAACCUCGUAAUCAAAGCAAAUCGCGUUCUGCACAAGGCACAGUUUAUAGUUGCAAUUUACCUGUGAAUUUGGAAGUUAACGGCUCCAUCAAAAUGGCAGAUGAUUCUAAGAUGAUUCUCAUGUUUACAUGCUCUUUAAUGUCGAUCCUUCCUCCCUUGUAUGCCUGCAAAACUAACUAUUUCUUACGACUGAAGAUUCUCAAGCCAUUGAAUUUUUCUACCUAUACCCUACCCGGCAACGUUUUAUUGUUUAAAGAAGAGUCUGACCAGAUGACUCUACCGUAUCUGAAGCUGAUCCCGUUCUUCUCUACUGGUGGUAGCCAUAAUCUCCGUCCUCUUUCCAUCGCUGGAAAAACCAUCCACCUGAUCGUUAACACGAUGGCUGAUAAUUACGACCAAUUUCCUGCUCUUCGUAAUGCUAUUUGCCUUGAGAACGAUUUCACCCUCAUUGUCAUCUAUGGUUUCGACCGCUACCAGUGUUCGCGCAGUAUUAAAUUCUCCAGCGCUGUCAAACAACCAAAAGCAAGAGUUUUAUGGAAGCCUACCGGGAAGAUGGCAAGGGAGUCUCCAACGUUCUACGGGCUAAAUGCUGACCACUUCAUAAUGGACCCAAGGAUCAUGACCGCAAAGCUCUCACUGCAAAGGGAUUCUCACAUUCGUAGACAUCGCAUGAGCGACCAAUGGAGGAAAUGGUGUGCAAUUCAGCCCUCGGUUCUGAUAGACCGCGCUCAAGUCUUGACUCCGUGCAAGCGGAAGAAGGCAGACCCGGCCAGUAAUCGAAGAGGCAAGCGUUCUAAUAUAUCGCCUCCUUCAUUUGGCCGUUGUUCAGAUGAAAUUUCGGACCCAGGUCCGUCUUCCGUCAAAUCGCGUUCUACCCACAGUGAAAGCAAGCAGAAAACUUACUUCAAGCCCAUGUCCCAUACAAAGUCUCCAAGCAAGGAAGUGUCCAUGAAGACAAACACUGUGUCAGAUGGUGACGCUGCUACUUUACUGCAGCCUUUUAGGCACCGCGAAACUCCUCAAAAGCAUCCUCAAACAAACGACAGUCCGACUACUUCCAAACACUCCGAUCAAAUAGAAAACAUUGUUGAAUCGCCAAUAGGUCCCAAUUUCGGUCAAAAGUUUCUAUCUAGUGUCACAGAAGUUGGAAGCGUUAGAGUCGCUGGUUCAGGUUCUAUUUCACCUCAGAAGCAUCAGCGCAAAUUUGAUGAAAACUGUCGUAUGGAAAAAUUGUCCGAUAAUGUUACCAACGAUGCCAACUCCCAGUUCCCAUCACUUGUCAGAUCAGAAUCUAAUGCAUCCUUGCCCGCUGCUUCUCAUACUAUGGGUGGUUCCUCGUCCGUCAUGCCCUGUUCAAGUCAAUUUCAGACUUCGAGUUCUCAUCAUGCCACCUCCAACCAGCCGUCGUUUGAAUCCCUUCUGAAGACUCCCUCGCCAUCUUCGAAUAAAAUUUAUAAUACAAUUGACGACGGCCAAGCCACUGGAGAUUCUUCCGAGAGCGCCGAGCUCGACACAGCUGCUCAUGAUGUCCGAGCAAAGGCCACCAGCGCUACCAGCGCCAAGACCACUAGCGCUGCCGACGCAAAGAUCACUAGCGCUGCUGGCGCAAAGGCCAAUGGCGCUGCCGGCGCAAAGGCCACUAGCGCUGCCGGUGCAAAGGCCACUGGCGCUGCCGGCGCUAAGGCCACUAGCGCUGCCGGCGCAAAGACAACCGCUGCAGGCGCUAAGGCCACUGGCGCUGCCGGCGCUAAGGCCACUGGCGUUGCCGACGCAAAGGCCAAUGGAGCUGCCAGCGCUAAGGCCACUAGCGCAAAUAACGACGCAUCAAGUGAAGUCCUCUGCGUUAGCUCGGGCUCUCCAUCGUGUACGCUGAAGUCAACUCCCAGGAAAUUGUCCCCUCUGCAGCUCUACGCCCUGCCUCGCCAUAGCUCUCCUAUCCAGAAGAAGAUCGUGGCGCUGAACAACCUGUAUGAACCUUCGGUCUACAAGCGAGACGACGUUUCGUACAGGAUGUGGACGGGCUAUAACCCUAGAUUGGUCAAGAAAGAAGAGAAAGCCAUCGCCUGCGCCAAAAAAGAAGAGCUCCACGUAUGUAUGACGUGCGAUUGCCGCGUGAGCGGCCCCGUGUACAUGUUCAGGAGUCACCUACGCAGCAAACUCCACUACACAAACUCCGUUACCAGCCUACGAGUCAUGUCCAACAUGAUCUGCAAACAAUUCGGUCGUCACCUUCCAGCAGUCGACUGGUUGGCUGCAUCCCUGGACACGGUAGUGGUGCGGGAGGAGGUCAAGGAGGUACAGGGCAUGGCUUCGCUCACUGCUUCACUGCAGGCAAAUGCUUCACUGCAGGCAAGUGCUUCACUGCAGACCUUGGAGAGGGGGAGUGAAAGGAUUACCUCCACCACCGCUCCGAGCCCUAUUUGCUCCCCAACCUCGACCAACGACGGUCCCAGUUGCUCCAGCACCCCGACCUCGACCAACGACCUCUUAAGCUGUGGCAGCUCCACCAGCGUUCUUCGCCACACCUACUGGCACGAGCUCGUCCUUAUCAAGAAAAUCUUGGACGCUGACUUAUCUGCUUGUUUUGGCGCGACUCCUACCGUGCCGCAAGCAACUCCAUCCGUAGCACAAGCAACUCCAUCCGUAGCACAAGCGACCUCAUCUGUACAUCAGAAGCCUGCGAAUGGUGGGUUGGUUUCUGCGCACGCACCGUCCAGAUGUCAGGCCUCACAUGCUACCAAAUCGCGAUCUUCUGUCAAGAGGAAGUUUGUUGAAGCAACCAACCUCCAAGCGCAAAAUUCUGGCUUGGACCAGAGUCAACUCGAUUCUGAAUUCCACGCUUCCAAGGGCGAGAAAAAACGCAAAUUGAAUCAAGUGGAAAGUGAACCAACCAUCGGCGUGAUUGGAAAUCUUCCGGGAACGUCAACCGAUUGCAAUGAAUUGCAUUCAAAUGAAGUUUGCGAGAGACCCCAAUAUGGUUGUGGUGAUGCAGAUGGAUCAGCUGUUGAGACAGAUUACGAUGAAGCGGCCGGAGGUUUUUGUAUGGUUGACAUCAUUUCGAGUGAGCAUCACAACCCCAGCCACACACAAUAUCAGAUGGGAUCUUCGCCCUUUGUUCAAUAUGAGGCAUCAACACACAUGCCUCUCGAAGAAGAUAAUUACGAUGAUUCUUACUCAUGCAUGUGCAAUGCAGUCAUGAAUAUGACCUCGUCAUCAUUACCCGCGGCUCCCUGUGAGCCUCUCGCCAAUUUCGACCAUAACUUUGAGAGCGCUAUUGACGGCAAUCAGUUGCAAUCCUUGUCCGCUGCUCGUGAAACUUCGACUGUAGACGCUAAUUUUCCGAUGAACGAGUCUGGCGAAAACGUUUAUGCCGAUCUUGACUUCAUCGUAAACGAAGCUCUGGAUGUCGUGAACACAAAUCAUCAGGCUCCUCAUGGAGACCUUGCACAACCUGAUAAGGACGCGAAUAAUAACUUUCAAGACGCUCUUCUCGGAAGCGUUUUGAAUUGCUCCCCUGACGACAAGCUUCAAUCAAUUGCUAAACAAGACUUGAUCAAUGCGCCUCGUAGUGGAGCAGACUAUGAAUCAAAGCAUUAUUUCGACCUUUUGAGCGAAAUCUCAUGCGACGAUGACAGUAGCAGUGGAAUGGAUGUUGACCCUUCGUCAUCCUUCAAUGCCGUUCGUUUAGAGACUCCUGUCUUAUUGAAUUGUGCGCCCUCAUCUCCGCUGGGCAUCGACCAUGACUCUGGUUAUCCUGACGCCGCUACUGAUGAACAAAACUUGAGGUUUAGAGAAGACGCAUUAGUAGUAAGCCGUAAUUACCUUGAAGCCGGAAUAGGUUGUGAAAACGUUGAAUUUACGUAUUCAUGUGAUUCGGACUGUACCAACGGCAGCCUUGAUAGUCACGCUGGUCUCAUAGGUGUAAGCGAAAUACAACCGAAGAAUAAUGAGCCAAAUAAUGAGAAUCAAUGUAUGGACAAUACUAAAGCUGGAUAUCUUUCAGAUGAAGAUGAACUCAAGUUAUUUCUUUCAUCGGAUGAGGCUGAUGACUUACCUCAUAUUAAUAACAUUGAAGCGCUUCUGCCUGCCGAAGAUCCUGCCACUCUUGAAUCGGCAACCAUACCGAAAUCUUCACAAUUUACUAGCAUUACUAUUGAUCGGGAAUCUCUAAGUACGAGCCUCAAUAAUUCUCUAAAUUCUCCAAACGUACUCGAUCAAUGUCCGCCGUCGGCAAUUGACUCUGAUUUGAGUGAUGAAGUUGGAGAUUCAUGUUCAACUCACAGCAACGACGCUGUCAAUAUAAGCUUUUGUGUGGAUAAAGAGGAAGUUGGAGGGCUGUUGGGCGACAGGUCUCAAACCGACAAAGUUGACUCUGUACAUCAACCACAAAUCAAAGUCACACCGCAUGCUCCUGUAUCAGAAACGUCGUCAUCUCAUCUCAUUUGUUUCGGGAAAACGUCCUCUCCCUCGUCCAGCACGCGUACACCACGGUCCCCAUUACGUGCCAUCAAUACGGCUUCAAAACCUAGACCAUUGAGCAAAAGAGCAUCUCUCUUGCGCCCGAUCCUUGAGCUUCGUCAAAAACUGACAACGAAAAAGAACGAUUCAUGUGGCUUAGAAGAAAUUCCGAUCGGUUCUCAGCUAUUUGAACUUAUUUCUAAUGACACGGCAUCUGUGUCUUCAGUGAAUCUGAAGAAGUCCAGUAAAGCCGAUCAAAAUUCUAAAAGCUUUGUUGAAAGAAAAGCUCAAAAUCUUGACAAUCCUAGUACGAAGAAGACUACGUUUGAAUCGCCAUUUGUGUUGAAGCUCAAAGCUCAAUCUAAGUUCAUCCAAAAUAGUGUGUCAGAUCAUCAGAAACAGGAGCAGUCGACAAAUAUGAAUAAUAACGACGAUGAAACUGCUAUCCAAAAACACAGUCCUUCAAUUCUAGAGAAGCAAGAGUCGCUCGAAGAGGGUGAACUGCCUCCUAGCGACGGAAAAGGAAUUCAAUUUGAGAAUGAUCGUGGUGAUGAUCUCUUGGACGUGCAUCUUGAGGACAGGACAUCAUCUUGUGGGAGUGGAUCUGAUGCUACGAUCCGAUCCAAAUCUGACGCUAAUAUUUGCCCUGCUCCCAAUUGCUGUUCUUCUGAUGCAAGUCGAAGCUCUUCCGGUGUCGGUCGUCCCGCUACCGGUACCAGUCGCCGUUCUGCCAGUGUCAGUCGCCGGUCUUCUGGUGCCAGUCGCCGGUCUCCUGGUGCCAGUCGCCAUUCUUCCGGUGGCAGUCACCGGUCUCCUGGUGCCAGUCGCCGGUCUUCUGGUGCCAGUCGCCGGUCUUCUAGUGCCAGUCGCCGGUCUCCUGGUGCCAGUCGCCGGUCUCCUGGUGCCAGUCGCCGGUCUUCUGGUGCCAGUCGCCGGUCCUCUGGUGCCAGUCGCCGGUCUCCCGGUGCCAGUCGCCGGUCUCCCGGUGCCAGUCGCCGGUCUCCUGGUGCCAGUCGUCGCUCUUCAAGUACCAGUCGCCGUUCGCCAGAUGCUAGUCACCGCUUUCCCAGAGCAGAACUUGGGCCUCGGCAUUCCCAUCCAAAUUAUCUCAGUGGACUUCCAAUUCGCGAAGGUGGUCAAACAGGCCUCUACGUGGAAGUUACGCAUCAUCGCAUGGAUGGUCCGUCACAGCACCACAUGGAUGGUCCGUCACAGCACCUCAUGGAUGGUCCGCCACAGCACCACAUGGAUGGUCCGCCACAACACCACAUCGAUGGUCCGCCACAACACCACAUCGAUGGUCCGUCACAGCACCACAUGGAUGGUCCGCCACAGCAUCGCAUGGAUGGUCCGCCACAGCAGCACAUGGAUGGUCCAUCACAGCAUCACAUGGAUGGUCCGCCACAGCACCACAUGGAUGGUCCACCACAGCAUCGCAUGGAUGGUCCGCCACAGCACCACAUGGUUGGCCCGCCACAGCAGCACAUUAAUGGUCCGCCACAGCACCACAUGGAUGGUCCGCCACAGCAGCACAUGAAUGGUCCACCACAGCAUCGCAUGGAUGGUCCGCCACAGCAGCACAUGGAUGGUCCGCCACAGCAGCACAUGGAUGGUCCGCCACAGCACCACAUGGAUGGUCCGCCACUGCACCACAUGGUUGGUCCGCCACAGCAGCACAUGGACACAGCACCACAUGGUUGGUCCGCCACAACACCACAUGGAUGGUCCGCCACAGCACCACAUGGAUGGUCCACCACAGCAUCGUAUGGAUGGUCCAUCACAGCACCUCAUGGAUGGUCCACCACAGCACCUCAUGGAUGGUCCGCCACAGCACCUCAUGGAUGGUCCACCACAGCAUCGCAAGGAUGGUUUGCCACUGCAUAG